ACCCUCGCAGGAGUAAAAAAUGAAGUCAGUGCUCCGCCUCCCCCAAUCCCGAGAGCGAGAGAGAGAGAGGGGGGACGAAAAAGCGUAGCUAGGUAGCGGCUCAAUCCCAGGUCCCGAGAAUUCACGCGGCCGGAGCCUGCCUCGCCGCCUCAGACGUCUCUUUCCGCGUAGCGUAGAUUAUAGUGAAGAGUGGCCAGACCGGGGGCCGAGGCGGCGAUCGAUCUGAUCAGGGAAUUGGGGAAGUUGAUGUGAAGGCGGUGCAGCGAUGGCCACGCAUCGGGCUGCGCUCACGGUGGGUCCAGCGAUGGAUCUGCCGAUAAUGCACGACAGUGAUCGGUACGAGCUGGUGAAGGACAUCGGGUCGGGGAACUUCGGGAUCGCCAGGCUGAUGCGGGACAAGCAGACCAAGGAGCUCGUCGCUGUCAAGUACAUCGAGAGAGGCGAGAAGAUAGAUGAAAAUGUUAAAAGAGAGAUAAUUAACCAUCGGUUGUUGAGGCAUCCUAAUAUAAUCAGAUUUAAAGAGGUUAUUUUAACUCCUACCCAUUUGGCGAUUGUCAUGGAAUAUGCUUCUGGUGGUGAACUUUUUGAAAGAAUUUGUAAUGCAGGACGCUUCAGUGAGGAUGAGGCGCGAUUUUUCUUCCAGCAACUUAUAUCUGGAGUUAGCUACUGUCACUCAAUGCAAGUAUGCCACCGUGAUUUGAAGCUUGAAAACACUUUGUUAGAUGGAAGUGUUGCUCCUCGUUUGAAGAUAUGUGAUUUUGGAUAUUCCAAGUCGUCUGUUCUGCACUCACAACCAAAAUCCACUGUGGGAACUCCUGCAUAUAUUGCUCCUGAAGUGCUACUCAAGAAAGAAUAUGAUGGCAAGAUAGCUGAUGUGUGGUCUUGUGGUGUCACUUUAUAUGUAAUGUUGGUCGGAGCAUAUCCCUUUGAAGACCCAGAGGAACCUAAAAAUUUCCGAAAGACGAUAGAGCGCAUACUGAGUGUUCAAUAUUCGAUUCCUGACAGCAUUUCCAUAUCUCCAGAAUGUCAACACUUGAUCUCGAGUAUCUUCGUUGCAAAUCCUGCUAUGAGAAUUACGAUUCCUGAUAUAUGUAACCACGGGUGGUUCUUGAAGAAUCUUCCGGCUGAUCUGAUGGAUGACACCACAAUGAGCAACCAGUAUGAGGAGCCUGACCAACCGAUGCAAAGCAGCGACGAGAUAAUGCAGAUCUUGGCAGAGGCAACGAUCCCUGCAGUUGGUACUAGUGGACUCAACCAGCACCUUUUUGGUAGUCUUGAUCUUGACGAUGAUGAUAUGGAGAGUUUCGACUCCGAUCCAGACCUUGACAUUGAAAGCAGCGGGGAAAUGAUCUACGCUAUGUAAAUAUCUUUGUUGUCAUGACACUGAGGAAUUCCAUUUUCAGCUAAAUUAGCCAACAAGAUGUGGCUGGCCUGUUUGCUGAUAUGGAGAGGUGAAUCCUUAUUAGUCUUUCCUUGGAUGUUAAUGGACCUGUAUUAAGUUAAAAACAACUUUAAUUCUAUAAAUUGUGUAUUUUAUAGCUUAA
Molecule: messenger RNA, 1544 nt
Organism: Zingiber officinale
Lineage: Eukaryota; Viridiplantae; Streptophyta; Magnoliopsida; Zingiberales; Zingiberaceae
Product: serine/threonine-protein kinase SAPK10-like
Exons: 9
Coding region: 266-1363 (365 amino acids)
Biological process (GO): intracellular signal transduction; protein phosphorylation
Cellular component (GO): nucleus
Molecular function (GO): protein serine/threonine kinase activity; ATP binding
Source: RefSeq, a predicted model, not a curated record